GAGAGAGAGAGAGAGAGAGAGAGAGAGAGAGAGAGAAACGGAUUUCUCCAGCGGUGCACCACGGGGAAGCCUGCGCAUUCAAACUGACCAGCGCGUCUCUCUGAGCGCACACACCGUCCUCUCUCCAUAUCCAUCCCGAGCAGCCUCGCUGCAGCGGACCACAGGAGCCGGUGCGGAGGAGCUGCAGAGAAGAAGAAGAAGAAGAGGAGGAGGGAGGAGGUGAUCGCUGUGACUGUUGGCUCAGCGAGGGUUUGAGCCUGUCAGCAGCCUCCCAGCAGCAGCCUCUCCACAGGCCUGGACUAUCUAAAGCGAAAAACAACAAGCAGCUAAACUUCCCAACCCGACACCUUGCUCUGGUCCCGCCGCUCUGAUCCGCUCCAGUCCCAGUGUCAUGGCCUUCACCCUGUCAGAGAUCAUGGCAGCGAGACGGCAGCAGUCGCAGGCUCAGGCGCAAGCCCAGCGAGGCAACAGGACAGCGGUGGAGGUAGACGAAUAUAGCACCAACCCCACUCAGGCCUUCACCUUCUACAACAUCAACCAGGGACGCUUCCAGCCGCCACACGUCCACAUGGUGGACCCGAUGCCCCACGACACGCCCAAGCCGCCGGGCUACACCCGCUUUGUGUGCAUCUCGGACACUCACUCCCGCACCGACAGCAUCCAAAUGCCGUACGGAGACGUGUUCAUCCACGCCGGAGACUUCACUGAGCUGGGACUGCCCUCUGAGGUCAAGAAGUUCAACGACUGGCUAGGUACCCUGCCCUACGACAUCAAGAUAGUAAUUGCCGGAAACCACGAGUUGACCUUUGACCAGGAGUUUAUGGCUGAUCUGAUCAAGCAGGACUUCUACUACUUCCCCUCUGCCUCCAAGUUGAAGCCAGAGAAUUACGAGAAUGUCCAGUCGCUGCUCACUAACUGCAUCUACCUGCAGGACUCCGAGGUCACCGUACGGGGCUUCAGGAUCUAUGGCGCCCCCUGGCAGCCCUGGUACUACGGCUGGGGCUUCAACCUGCCGCGGGGUCAGGCUCUGCUGGACAAGUGGAACCAGAUCCCCGACAACACAGACAUCCUGGUCACACACUGCCCCCCACUGGGUUUCCUGGACUGGGUCCCGAAAAAGAUGCAGCGCGUGGGGUGCAUGGAGCUGCUCAACACAGUCCAGAGGAGAGUCCAGCCCAAAUUACAUGUGUUCGGACACAUUCAUGAAGGUUACGGCAUGAUGACUGACGGCACCACGACGUUCGUCAACGCCUCAGCCUGCACGGUCAACUUCCUGCCCAUGAACGCGCCCAUCGUCUUCGACCUUCCAAAUCCCCGGACCACAUGACUAAAGCGAGAGCGCCCAAAAACACCUGCCGCCAACCAGGAGAGCUAGGUGAGGUCGGGUGGUCAGAGCGGAGCAGGUGUCUGUAAAUAUGAGGCACACAUCCAGUACGGUACAUGCCUGGAGAUAGAGCGAGACUAAGUGAGGAACGCUCCCUCACGCUGUUAAUGUUAUUUUAUCUGCCACCAUUUCUUCAUCUCAACACUGAGUCGAAAAGCAGACACACGGACGAGCGGAGAGACGCUUUUACGUGAGGACAAAUGGACAUUUCUCUGUCCUCUUUUACUGCACUGACAAUCUGAUGGGGCUCUCGAGAGAGACAGGAGGCACCCAGACGUCCCUGUUGGUCUUUUUCACUUCAUUUAUAUGAACUGUAAAUCACGAAGUGAAACAACCCAACACCUCGUCUCCGUGACAGUUGUGGAUAAGCCUCGACUCAACAGCAACGGAACGUUUGCCCGAGGGGGGAUUGUAACAGAACUUUUUCUCCCUUUCCACUUUUUUAAACAUUACUUUCCUCAUUUCUUCCCGCCUCUUUCUGCCACCCUUAUCUUCCUCCUGUUUCUCUCCCCUCCUCUGGCCCGGAGCAUGAUGUGGUGUGUGUUUUUGCCAGUGUGUGUGCGCGCGUGUGUGUGUAUGUGAUCAAAUUGAGUGUGUGAGGGCAGCAAGAGGUCUCUGCCAGGGGCUGUGAGAGUGUCAGGGUGUCAAACAUGACACCGCUCCCCUGGGCCCCAUUACAGCCUCCACAAGCCUCUUAACCACAUGCAGCACUUUCCCUUUUUCCUUCCUCUCCUCUCCCCAUGUAGCUCCCUUAUCACCUUUUCUCCUCUCUUCCCUCCCCCCCCCCCACCCUUCCUCCCUAUCCUCCAUGCUGUGAAUGACUACCACAGCUUUUUAGCGACUAACUGAGAAGGCGGGCUUUUUGGACUGCAGGCAACAUACGACGUAAAGGUGCUACAUGCUAACGCUGCUUCUGUACAGUCACGCUAACCUCCAACUUCCGAGCCGCGGUGGUUGUUUCAAGCACCCUCCCUCGUGUUGGGAGAGAUGGAACUUUUUAUCCUUUUUUUUUUAAAGAGGAGUAAAUCUGUAACUACAUGUAGUGUAACUGGUCUUUGUAAAUGUACUCUGUCAAUGUAAAGAAAAAAAAGAACUUGAAGAUUUCCACGUUGUUGCUAUGCUUUUAAAAA
Molecule: messenger RNA, 2514 nt
Organism: Sander lucioperca (pikeperch)
Lineage: Eukaryota; Metazoa; Chordata; Actinopteri; Perciformes; Percidae
Gene: mpped1
Product: metallophosphoesterase domain containing 1
Exons: 7
Coding region: 392-1327 (311 amino acids)
Molecular function (GO): hydrolase activity
Source: RefSeq, a predicted model, not a curated record